This is a messenger RNA of Candoia aspera, 3856 nucleotides long. It is a transcript of the gene LIX1L, whose product is annotated as limb and CNS expressed 1 like. The transcript has 6 exons. Lineage: Eukaryota; Metazoa; Chordata; Lepidosauria; Squamata; Candoiidae. Gene Ontology annotation, biological process: autophagosome maturation. Gene Ontology annotation, cellular component: cytoplasm. Bases 27 to 1067 code for a protein of 346 amino acids. The record is from RefSeq and is a predicted model, not a curated record.
CGCCUCGGUCGUCCCGCCCCGACGAGAUGGAGUCGCUCCGCGUCCAGCGGCUGCAGCCGGGCGUCGGCGGUGCGCUGCGCUCGCUGCGGCCCGGGGUGACGGCGGGGGCGCCUCCCUCGGCCGCCUCGGCGCCGCCCCUCCCGCCGCCCCCGCCGCCGCUGGGACUGACGCUCGCCUUGGGGCCGCCGCCGCCUCCGCCGCUCCCGCCGCCGCUGUUGCCGGGCGUGACGGCAGGGGCGGCCGCCAGCCCCCCGGGAGCCGCCGCGGGGCCGCCCGCCGUGCUGAGGGAGGCUGUCGAGGCCGUGGUCCGGAGCUUCGCUAAGCACACGCAGGGAUACGGCCGCGUCAAUGUUGUCGAAGCACUUCAGGAAUUCUGGCAGAUGAAGCAAUCGCGUGGUGCUGAUCUGAAAAAUGGUGCCCUGGUGGUUUAUGAGAUGGUCCCAUCCAACAGUCCUCCUUACAUUUGCUAUGUCACGUUGCCAGGGGGAAGCUGCUUUGGGAGUUUUCAGUUUUGUCCAACAAAAGCUGAAGCCAGGAGAAGUGCUGCAAAAAUUGCACUGAUGAAUUCAGUCUUCAAUGAGCAUCCAUCCCGGAGAAUCACAGAUGAGUUUAUUGAGAAAAGUGUCUUGGAGGCUUUGGCAUCUUUCAAUGGCAACAGAGAGGAAGCAGAUAACCCAAGCACAGGCAUUGGUGCUUUCCGCUUCAUGUUGGAGUCCAACAAAGGGAAGUCUAUGCUAGAGUUCCAGGAGCUGAUGACAGUUUUCCAGCUGCUACAUUGGAAUGGCAGCCUUAAAGCCAUGCGAGAGCGGCAGUGUUCACGACAGGAGGUGCUGGCACACUACUCCCAUCGGGCUCUGGAUGACGACAUACGGAACCAGAUGGCAACAGACUGGGUCAGUCGGGAGCAGAACGUCCCGGGGGCCCUUUCCAGGGAGCUGGCCUCAACGGAGCGUGAACUGGACGAAGCUCGGUUAGCUGGAAAGGAGCUGAGAUUUCACAAGGAGAAGAAAGACAUCCUGAUGUUGGCGGCUGGCCAGUUAGGAAACAUGCAUUCUUCCAACUGCUAGGAACCACAAAUUCUUUCUCUUUCCUUUCCCUACUCCCUCUUCCUACAACAGUUUGCUAAAGGAGUUGAAAGGGUUAUUACAAAUAUGAAGAAGCCCAAUAUUCUACCAGACUUUCCUAAUUUAAUUAUGCAACAUGAUGUUUGUGUUUAGUGUAGAAUUUGGUGAUAAUAAUUUUAAUUGCCUUACAUUUUGGUUUUAAGUAUAAGGUAUCCUCCAAUUAGAGAAGGAAAACCUGAAUUUAAACAUUUUGAAAAAUGUUGAGUUCAAUUCUAAUCACCUGAACUGUGUCAUUAAAGUGUGUGUACAGAUGCCUCAUUUUCCAAGAACAGGGCCAGUUGCACUUUUUAAAAAAAUUGUUAAAAAAUUCUGUAUAGAUUUUAUACUUGGACCUCCUUAAUUAUCUUUUUCUCUCUGCUAAAUAACUUAUCGUAGUGCAAACUUAUAAUGCAGCCUUUUUGGAUAAAUAGAUUUUUACUCAAAUCUUGAUUCUAUCCAGGUAUUGCACAGUCAGCGGCAUUAAGUAGAAAAGUAGCAUUGCCAGAAGAAUGCCAGUUUUUGCUGUUAGGGUAUAAUGCAUAGAUAUAUGUUACGCAAAUGUGUACCUGCAGUUUAAGUAGUUUGAUAUACACUAUCUUCUCUUACCACCUAUAAGCACAGCACUUAAAACACCAUCUUUCAGUUAUUGUCCAACUGCCACUAUGAUUCUGUUUUAGCUGAAUAAUGCUGCUUCUUGAGUAGCAAUUGUAAUCGGUUCUUUCAACAUAUGCAGUUGGUAACAACAACACCCCCUUUCUUGGCAGGAAAAUGUCCCUUGCUGACUCAAGCUAGCUAAAGAUUCAUUUCAAUAUACUUAUUUAAUAUCAGGGCUUAGGUGGGUAUCUUAUGGGGUUUUCCCUCAGGUAAGUUGAUAAAGGAUUAUAGCCUUUUUCUUAGGUGCCUAAAAUAGCAUAGAUUCUCCAUAACACUAAUGUAGAUGAAACAGGGAUGAACUUUAACCAGUUCAUUGAUUGUGAACACAGAACUGGGAGCUUGUGAUUAGAGCUAAAUACGUGGCACAAUGUUUUGUGUACACUGGCUAGGUUCUUAAAAUGGUGUAGGGAAAAGAAUAAGUAGUUAAUAGCUCCAAACUUUACAUAGGUUUGCUUAAAGGACAAAUACCUACAGUAUAUUUAAAAGCACAGUUGGAGGAUUGUAGAGUUUGGAUUGUUUUUGAAUGAUGGAGGAAUAUCAGAUACGUUUUACCUUUAUGUUUCUUGAUUCAGGAGGGCUGCAGCCUUUACAUAUUGAAAAUAUUUCAGAAGAGAGCUCUUCUAACCUUGAGUUUGAUAUUAAAUAUGAAAAAAAUUGGUGGGUAGGGGGAAUAAGAUGAAGUAAGUCCAUUUCUGUAAUUUUCACACUGCUUUGUUUGUUGAUUCCCAAGUGUAGGGAUUUGUUGUGCUUCUAAUCGGGAGUUUAAAAAGUGCUUCAGACUCAGCAGUGUCUCCACAGCACAAACACAUGUUUUUCUGAGAUUACACAGCUGAUACAGGAGUUCAAGAAAUGGCGCAGCUUCUCUACGGGCACCAGUGUGUGUAGGGUGCAUAUCUGUGCCCAAUUCAAAGCACCUCACAAUGCACUAUGGAGCUAAACAGAUGAGAUAAAAUAGACAGCUUCUUCUGCAUACAUAUACUUUUUCUUGCAACAGUUUAGGGAUGGUAGCAGGAGCAAGAGAUGAAGGGUGAUAGAGAAUGCUUUUCUGUAGCCUUGGAUAUUACUCGGGAACAUAUAGAAAUAAUUUACUAAGUACUUCAUGAAAUAUAAGUAGAAAGCUUUGAACUAGAUAAGAUACAGUCUGUACCUAUUAAAGACAACUUGCUGGAAAGCUGAUUUAUGGAACUGUGUAUUGUUUUGUGGCUACCACCUGUGCUUAGGUGGCCUUUAUAUGUUUCAAACUGUUGACCACAACUUAAUUUUACAUUAUUGUUGUGUUCAGGGUUUACUUUCAAAGACUUAGGAAACAUUAGGGAAUGUUGGUCUCCUGUAUGCCAGGUUAAUUUGGUCCUUUGUGGGUUUUGUAGUGUGUAAACAAACUUCAAGCCCUAAUCUGGUACAAAAGUUUGGCAUUAGAGACCUCUUGUUCAAAAACCUCCUGCCUUCUUAAGGAAAAUGGAAGAAUUUGCAAAAGAUAGGUGGUCUGUGCUGGUCUAUGACCAUAAUAAAAUUUGGUUUGGUUUGAUCAGUGGAAAUAAUAGCUGGUCAAGACUGGGCUCCAGAAAGCAUUCUUUGGUCUUCAUGUCUUCAAUGCCUUGUCAUUUGUAUACAUGAAAUAAUAAAACAAUAUUCUCUUUUAUAUAUAUACACAUAUUUCUAUAUUUUAUACAUAGCUUUGUUUACACAAUAUUAAUGUUUAAAGCAUUUAUAAAGUUAGCUCAUAACUAAAUGGUUUGAAAAAGAAUGUGUAUAUCAGCAUCUCCUGUAUUGUUCACACUCGCCUGACCCACUGCUUCUUACAAGAAACAGGUUACCGCAUUUGGGUUAUUCUCUUGCUGGAAUCUAUCCAGAGACAUUCUGAAUAGGCCCCAGUUCACUUGACCCAAAUGUGAAUACUAUAUCUCCUUCUGGUGCUGAUUUUUCUGAACAUGCAGCUUUUCUUCUCAGUUUUCUUCUGUAAUUAUUGAUAAUCUCCAGAUUAUCAGUGCAGUGUUACCUAAAAUACUUUCAUAUGCUGCUUGUCUCUUUCAUCAUAUGUUGUGUGUUCAGUACUUUAUUUGUAAUGCAUAGCUUUGUGUAAUAAACAGGGUUUGGGAAUA